Messenger RNA from Paramecium pentaurelia, 619 nucleotides. The record is from the annotation of a GenBank genome assembly. Lineage: Eukaryota; Ciliophora; Oligohymenophorea; Peniculida; Parameciidae.
AUGUUUUAGAAGAUAUUGAAUCAACAAGUGAUGCAUUAAGUAGGUUUUCUAAAUCAAUAAAAGUAGGAAGACAUGAAUAGAAGAGUAGUAAAAGAAAUGAAGUUGUGGAUAAAGAAAUAAAAACAUUGCAUGAAGUAUUUAAUUGGAAAGCUCAUCUAAAAAUGAAUUAAUUUGUGAAAUAAUUCUUUAGAAAAAUAAGGAUGAAACUACUCCAUCCAUUUAUAUUAAUAAAUUUGAGAAUCAAUUAAAAUAAAUACAACAAUCUACAAUAAAAAAAUUGGCACAUAAACAAUUCUCCAUUAAAAAAACAACAAUAUAUCAGUAUUAAUGCCAGCAUUCCAUGUAUGAUAUAAUUAUUCUAAUUUUACAUAGAUAAAUCUAAAAGUUGUUGGAAGUGAAUCAUUUGGAGUUGUACAUGAAGUAAGCCAAUUUAAAUAAAAGGCGUAAUAAAAUGAGACAGGAAAAAUUGGAGCAAUAAAAAAUUAUACAAGAUAUUAGAUAUAAAAAUAGGAAGAUACUGUAAGAAUUACAUCAUAUUAAUGUACUUAAAAUGAAACAUGUAUUCUUUACUCAUGAUGAAAACAAAGAUGAAAAUAAUCUUAAUGUUACACUUUCCUGA